Messenger RNA from Plasmodium gonderi, 8487 nucleotides. RefSeq names its product reticulocyte binding protein 1a. Gene Ontology annotation, cellular component: phagophore assembly site; phosphatidylinositol 3-kinase complex, class III, type II; phosphatidylinositol 3-kinase complex, class III, type I. Lineage: Eukaryota; Apicomplexa; Aconoidasida; Haemosporida; Plasmodiidae. The transcript has 2 exons. Bases 1 to 8487 code for a protein of 2828 amino acids. The record is from RefSeq and is a predicted model, not a curated record. Gene Ontology annotation, biological process: autophagy; cellular response to nitrogen starvation; autophagosome assembly.
AUGAAAAAUGUUAUUUAUUUAGUAGAACUCCUUUACCUAUUGAACUUUUUAGGCUCAAGUCACGGGGAAAAUGCACAAGGAAACACACAAAAAAAAAAGCCGGAGAAAUUAUGUUUUUUUGCACUAAAUUCAAAUUUAAAGGAAAAUAAAAAAGUGAAAUAUAAUAGAGAGAAAAAAAAAAGUUUGGAAAUUUUGAACUUUUUUAAUGAAAAAUGCUAUGUAAAAAAAACAAAUAACGCAAAUGAGGAAGAUGUUGAUGCAGAACAUUCAUCACAUAAUCCAUCGUUUAUUAGCCUAAAUGAUAAUGCUAAUGGAAAAAGUUUAUCAUACCAGGUUUAUAUAAAAGAAAGCGCACCACAUAAUUCUAUGAGAAAUAAUGGGAAAAAGGGAAAGGAAAAUGAGAAAAAUCAUAAUGCUGUAAAACACACUAUGCAAUAUCAAAGUAAGGAGGGAAAAUCUUUAGAGAAUAUCACAAGUUCCAUGGAUGAUUUAAAAGGGAAAUUAGAAAAUGAUAAUGAAUAUAACCCAGUUUUAUAUAUGGAGGUUGAUUAUACCGAAUUACAAUAUUUUAAGAAUGUUAUAGAUUUUAUUCCACGCAACACGCCAUACUAUAUAUUAUAUGAAAAAGAGCUUAGUAAUCAUAUUACAGAAUAUUCAGAUAAAUUAUUAAAGUUAAUAAAAUCAUGUAUGUCUGAAAAAGAAAAAUUGAUAGUAGUGGAACAUGAGAUUGAAUAUGCUAAGAAGUCUACAGAAAAAGAGACACUAAGCCAAAAGGAAAGAGAACGUGAUGUUAUAUACAAGGAAUAUAAUAAACACAUAGAUUUAUAUAAAAAAGAUAUAAAACCUAAAGUAGCUGAAAUGAAAAAUAAAGCAUUGACGAAACUGAAUGAUUCCUAUUGUAAAGAUGAUUGUGCGAAUUAUGCAGAUAAGUACAAUACGCUCCGUAAGAAUUUUAUAAUAGAAACUAAAGAUUAUAUAUAUGAAACGUAUAUAUAUAUUUCAAAAGUUAUUAAUGAUUUUUCAGUUUUGAAUAAUAUAUUAUUUCUUUCUAACGAAGUCAAUAUAGAUAUACAUGAAAAAAUUAAGAAAUUGGAAUUGUUAGCAGAUGAAAUGGACGAACUUUCACAUUUAUAUUCCAUCAACACUGCCCUUAUAAAUGGUGCAGUUAGCAAUUUAGAAUCUAUAAAGGAAAGUAAAUCCUCGGAAAUAGAUAUCAAAAACUUUGCAGAAAAUUAUAAAUUACUAUCCAAUAAGUAUUGUGUAUUUAAAUACAUAAAGGGAUUCAAUAAUCCAAUUAAAUAUACUUAUGAAGAAAAAAUAAUUAAAUUUAAUGAACUUUUUUCUAGUGUUAUAGAAAUAUUCGAAAAAAAGGCAGAUGAAUUAUUUGAUAAAACAUUUGAUGAUAAGGCGUGCAGUGAAAUUAAAGAAGAUUCAGGACAAAUAAGAGAAUAUUCUGUGAAACUAUGUGAAAAAAAUAAAAAGCUCCUUGAUGAAAUUAAGGAUGAUGAAGACAAAAGGGUAACUGUAAAAAUAAGGGAACUUCAGGAUAUAAUAAACGAUAUGGAAAUAAAGAAAAAUGAUAUAGUAAAUAAUUCUGAUUUUAUAUUUGAUAGACAUAAGAGCAUAUAUGAAACCACAAGAAAAACUUUUGAUGAAAAAUUAUUUAAUAUAAAGACUCUACCAAACGAUGCAUUAAAAGCAACUUUUUAUUUAGAACAAAUAAAAAAUAUAAAAAAUGAGGAAAAAAACAUAGAGGAGCGCUUAAAAUCAGUAAAAAAUUUUUAUGAAAGUAUAAAAACAGCAAAAAGCAAAUUGGAUGAGCUGAACAUAAGGUUUGAAAACAUACUCAAAGAAAUAAGUCAAUCAAAGGAAUUGGAAUCUACCCGUAGGAAAAAUAUAGAAGAGUUUAAAGAAAUACUAGAUAAAAUGGUUAAAAAAGUACAUUAUCUAAAGGAAGUUCUAUCCUUAAAAAGGAAGUUAAACGUACAUUUAACAGACAUGAAUGAAUUACUCAACACAGUAUCUUAUAACAAUAUGGAAGAACUUAAUGCUAAAAAGGAUAAGAUAAACAAUGAUGUAAAUGCACUAUAUAAUUUUGUGCACACAGAAAACUUAAAUGAUAUUAUUAAGACAACUGAGAUUUUUAUAAACGAAAAGAAAGAAAUUUCUCUGCAACCCCUGGAUGCACAAGAAGUGGAAAGAAGGCUAAAGGAAAUAAAAGAAACUUUUGCUAAGUUAGAUUUUGUCAGUGAUGACAAAUUAACAGAUGUAUACAACCAAAUGAGUAAAGAAUUAGAUAAUUCUGAAAAGAUAAAAAAAGAAAUAAUAGAAAAACAAACUGAAAACGUUAAUAAGAAAAUGAGCGAACUUUAUGAUAGUUUUACUAGGGGAUUCAAUACAUUGCAAAAAAGUAUGGAGCAAUAUAAUCAAGAAGAAGCUUCUAUAAAAACAUAUAAAGAAAAUAUAACUAAAAGAGAAGAAGAAUAUUUUAGUAAUGAAAAUAUAUUUGAAUCAAAUGAAGCAAAAAGUAAUGAAGAGUUGAACAAACAUAAACUGAAUUUUUCUAAACAGAAAGAUGAAAUAUCUGGUUCUAUUAGUAAUAUUAAAAAAAUUAUAAAUCAAAUUGAAAGUCAAUUGAACUAUUAUGAUGUUAUUCAGAAAUAUUUCAAUAUAAAUAGCAAUCAAAAUGAAGUUCAAAAAGUUAAAUCCAUGAAAGAAAAAAUUAUGAAUGAAAAUAUGAAAAACAAAAUAGAUCAAUAUGAAAGUAACUUCAAUGAUAAGACUAAUGCAAUGGAAAGCAUAAUAACAAAUAUUCAAACGUUAAAAAAAAAAAUAGAUUCAUUUAAACUUUUAAAUAGUAGUAUAAACAGUUGUAACGAAUGUGCUAUAGACAUUGUACAUUUAAGGAGUAAAAUAAAAAUGUUACGAGAACAGGUACAAAAGGAGAUUAGUGAAACGGGAAGCGAUAUAAUUGUAGGAGAAAAUACGACUACAUUACUUUUAAAAAAUUUGAACACUCAAAUGAUAAAUGUAGAGGAAAAAUUGAAUGAUAAUAAGUUAAAUGAUUUAGAAAAUAAAAAAACGGAUCUGCUGAAGUUUUAUUCAGAAUCGAAAAGUCAAAUUCAUUUAAGUACGGAUGAAAAGGUGCUACCAGAUUCGCUCAACAGAAUAGAUGAAUGGAAAGAAAUUAGAAAAGAAAUAAAUGAACUAAAUAUCACAUAUGAAAGUCUCAACAAAAGUAAUGUUACCCUAUUUAAAAAUAAUUCAAUUACUUAUAUAGAGUCAAUACACAACAGUAUAAAUAAUAUAGCUCAUAAAAUAACGAGCAACAAGAAUGAUAUUUUAAAAUCAAUAAAAGAAAUAGAAGAUAAAAUAAACACCAUUGAAAAUAAUGAAGAUUAUAAAAAGGUUAAAAAUUUAGAAAAUGAGAAAAAUAUAGGAGUUAUAAAAAAUUCCAUUAGUAGUAUCAAAGAAAUUGUCAGCAAAUACAUAAGUGAAAUGACACAAUUGAUGAGUACAUCAAAUAGUUUAGAAAACAGUGUUAAGAAAAAAGAUAAUGACAUUGAAUAUUUAAAUAACACAAAGAGUCAAAUGAGGGAUAUUUAUGAAAAAAUAAAAAAAAUAUCUGAAGAAUUAAAUGAAAAAACAGAGAAAGUAUUGGAGGAGACAAGGGGAAAGGUAAACCAUACGGAAUUAGAAUAUGAGAAGAGUGUUAUUGCGAACAUUGCAGAGCACAUUGCUGAAGAAAAAAACAAAGCUCAAAAGAUUAUAGAAGAAAUGAAUUCUGUAAAAACUAAAAUUGAGGCUAUAAUAAAUAAAACUAGUGACAAGACACAAAAUGAAUUAAUCAUAACAAACAUUAAAAAACAUAUAGAGAAUGCAAAACAGCAUGAGGAUCUAAUAAAAAAAAUUGAACAAAAAUCGAUUCAAUUAAGGGAAAAGGCGAAUGGUGUGACAGUAUUUGAUGUGAAAAGUAUAACGCAAGAGAUUAAAUUAAAUAUACAAAAUGCCAUAAAAGGCAAUGUUGAUAUAAAUAAGGAGCUAAAUGAAAUUAAAGGAAUUAGAGAAUUAUUAAUUUCAACUAGUUAUAAUAGUAUUUUAGAAUAUUUAAAAAAAAAUUCUGAUGAAUCUAUUCGUUUUAAUCGGCUGAUAAAUGAGGAAUUUACAAAAGUUGAAAAUCAUGAAAAAAAUGCAAAAAAGGUACUUGAGGAAGCGGAUGUAUUAAAGGAACAAAUUACCAAAGAUUUAUAUUACAGUGCCAUAGAUGAUAAGGUAAGAGGAAUUGAGGAAAAAGUAAGGGAAAUAAUAAAAAUAAAAGAAAAUGCAUAUAAGUUUUUAGAAGAUUCAGAAAAAUAUCUAAAAAUGUGUUCUUCACACCUUGAAAAUACAAAAGAAGGAAAGAAGAAAAUUGAGUAUUUAAAAAACAGUACAGGUAAAGAAAAUACGAAAAUAUCUGAAAAUCAAAUGAAAGAAGCAGAUGAUUACUCUAAUAAAACUGAAAACGCUUUAAAGGAAUCUCAUGAACAAGUAGACAAAGCUAAGGGUAUCUAUCAGUCUCUUUUGGAGCAUGUAACUAGAAUAGAAAACGUUUUAAAUGAAUCGCUAAUAAAAGAACUGAAAGUAAAGUGUGAAAAAAAAAAUGAUGAAGCGCAACAAAUAUUCAUUCAAAUUAAAACUGUAGAUGGAAAAAUUAAGGAGAACUUUGGUGAAAGUGAAAAAAAAGUAAAUGAAUUGAAAGAAAAAACUAAAAUUGAGAAAAGGGAAUUUCAACAGCUUAAUGAUUUAUCCUUGAAUUCGUCAUUAGAAAUAGAUAAUUGCAGACAGCAACUUGAUAACAUUUUAUCAAAUAUUGAAGGUGUAAAAAAGAACACACUUCACUCUUUUGAUAUAUCUGACAAAUCAAUGAAAUCAGUUUUAUCUAUUAGUGAAUUAAAUGCCGAAAAGUCCUUGGAUAAGUUAAAAGAGGUUAAAGAGAAUUAUGAUAAAAAUUUGGAAAUAGUUCAAAAUGAAAUUAAUCAGAUGCAUAAUGAAGAAGGAAAGAUGGCUGAAAUAAGUAAGAAAAUAAACGAUAUAGAAAAUGACUUACUAAAACAUAAAAAAGCAUAUGAGGAAGGGUUGUUGCAAAAAAUUAAGGAAAAUGCUGACAGCAGAAAGAGAAAAUUUGAUUUAAUAAGAAAUGAAAUAAAUUCCCUAGUUGAUCCAACUACAUCUAUUUUUAUUAAAUUAAAAAUAGAAGAAUACGAUAUGACCAACGCUUUAAAUAAUACUGGAAUUACAAUGAAUGGUAUUCAUGGAGAAUUUACUAAAUCUUAUAAUUUAAUAGAAACAUAUUUAUCUGAAAUUACCGAUUUUUCUGUAACAUUUGAUAAGGCCAAAACGUUAAGGGAAAAAGCAGAAACAGAAGAUAAAAAUCUUAGAAAAAAGGAGGAGGAAGCAAUAGAACUAUUGAAUCAUAUUAAAAAAACGGAAUCAUUAAAUCUAUUAAAUGAAAUGAUAAAAAAAUUGAAAUAUGAAGAUGAAAACAUGACAAAAGAUCAUGAGACUGCUACUCAGCAUAUUGAGGAUAUUAAGACAAUUAUAAAUGAACUGAAAACCUUGAAUGAUAUAAAUAGAGGUUCAAGUAUAUUAAACGAGGCUGUAAAUAUAGCUAAAAAAAUUAAAGAUUCUAAGCAUGAGGAUUAUAAAAGAAAGGCGAAAAAUAUGCAUGAACAAAUGAUAACUUUGACAAAUCAUUUUUUAAGCGAUGAGAUUAAGAUGACAUCAGGGAUAGAAUUUAAUAUGAAAAUAAAUUUUAAUUACAAAGCUGAAUUUGAAUCAGAUAUAAUUUCUAUAGUGAAAGAUUCGAAUGAAAUUUUAAGAAAAAUAGAACAAGCUUCAAAUGAUAUAAUGAAAAAACAGAGAGAAAGUGAAAAUCUUGUUAUGAAUGCAACUGACAUUUAUAAAUCAAUAAAACUAAAAAAUGAAUUUAAUGAAAGGUUUCGAGAAACGAAGAAUAAUGAAAUGGUUGUUUCACAAAAGAUAAGGAGUACCCUAAGUAGAUUAAAUAAAAUUGAAGAAAUAAAAUGUCAUUAUGAAAGUUUUGAUAAAUUAUUAGAUAAUACAGAGGAAUUUCAAAAAUUAAAAAAAAAUGUAGCUAUUUAUCAGGAUAAAAAGAGUAACCUGCCAAAGGAAUCACUAUUACAAAAUUUGGAAAAGGAAAUGAACAGAUAUAUUAGUUCUAUAAAAGAAUUAAAAGAAAAAGUAGUAUUAACUAAGGAAUCUAAAGAAGAUAUUUCAAAACUAGAAAUAUUCAAUUCUGAAAUUGAAAAUAUUAGUAAAGAAAUAAAUGUGAUAGACUCAAAGAUUAUGGAAAUGAAUCCAAUCAUUGAUGAAUUAUACCAAUUUGGAAAGCAUUGUCAAUCCCAUUGGAUUUCAUUAAUAAGCUACACAAUGAAUAAUAAAGCAGUAAAAAAAUUAAUGAUGAUUAAUAAACAAAAGAAAAACACUGAACAUUGUUUGGACUACAUUAAAAAGAAUUCCCAAUACACAGAACAUUAUGUCUCAGAGUUAAAAGAAUUCCAUGGUAAUAAACUUACUUUUACAGAGACAUCCAAGAAUGUUGAAAAUGCAGAUAAUUGUGCAACAAAUUUUGCUAAACAUACAAAAGAUGCACUAAAAUUAAUAAAUGAUUUAAAAAAUGAAUUAUAUAAUUUUAGCCCCAAUAGCGAUAUUAAUGUUGUAGAGGAAAGUGUGAAAAAUGUAAUAACACUUUAUGAUAAAUUGAAGGAGGAAAAAUUUGAAAUAGAUGAUCUUUACAGAAAUAUGGUUGAUACUAAAUUAAAAGAAAUAGAACGUAAUGGUGAUGUGUUUAACCCGGUAUUAGAACUACAUAAGAGUAUGGCUAAUGCUAAAAAGAAGUAUUUAAUGGAAAGAGAAAAACAGCUAAACGAUCUUUAUAGUAAACUACAGGAUAAUGAAGCUGACUUGAUAAAAAAUUAUCUUAAAUACACACCCGAAAGCGUAGAAAGUGUUAACAAAGUAUAUGCUGCUAUUGAAUCUGAAAUGAAAAUUUUGGAAGUAGAUGACCUUGAGAAUACGGAUGAUUACAAAAAUGUAGAAGAAUACAAGAAGCAAAUUUCCUUUUUAAUCAGUAGAACAGAUGUCCUAAUGAACGAUAUCGAAAUGCUGAGGAAAGAAAAUAAUUAUAAUUUAAUGGACGUAGAUACAGAAACGAUACUUAAAGUAACCAAUUAUAUAGAAACGAUUACAAAUAAAUUAAAAGGUUCAAAAAUGGAAUAUGAAAAGGUAUUGGAAAUUAUAAAAGAAAACGAGGUUAUAUUACCAACGAUUAAUCUUAAGAAGGUGAAUAUUAACAAACUUUUUGAAAAUAUACAGGAAAAAAAAAAAAACAUAUUAAAUGAUUUGUAUGAGCAGGAGAGAUUACUCAAAAUACAGGAAAAAUUACAGCAGAUCAAACAAAAUGUAACACAAACAAUGAAUAAUUAUGAAAUAGCUGAAAAAACAGAAAUGGUUUCUAAAAGUUUUGAAGAGAAAAAAGGUAAAAUACAAGAAUACAAUUCUAUUUAUAAAAUAGAAAGAGAAAUCAGUGAAAUAAAAAGGGAUAUUAAGCAAACGAAAGAUGAUGUUUUAAUUCUUAACGGUGUUUUAGGAGACAUUAAUUUGAAAAGGGAAGAAAUGAAUUCGUUUUUUAAGCAGAUGUCACAAUAUAGUAAUUCCAAUGUAUACAAAUCUGCAAAAGAGCAUAUUCAUGAGGCGGAUGAAAUAAUUGGUCAAUUAGAGGGCAAAAUUCAUGGAAUGAAUAAAUUAAUAAAUGAUUGUGAAGGUAUAUUAACAGAAUUGAAUAAUAGAAAAAACGAUAUAGAAAAAGAAAAGAAUGCUAGGACUUUGAGAGUUAAUGAAAGUUACAGAGAACAAGAGGAAGCAGAAAGAGUUCAUCAACAGGAAAUGAACAUGAAUAAUGUUGAAGAACAGAGAGAAAUAGUUCACCAUCCAGAACACACAACCGAAGAAAGGAAAGAAGAAGCUGAAUCGGAAUCUUUUGAAAAGGAAGGAUUCACAAAUGAUGGAACUGAAGAACAUACUAGUUUAAAAGAAGCAUCAGAAGAGGGGAAAAUUACGCUACCCACUGAACAAACAUCCUCGAGUGUUAGUGAGAUUUUCGAACAUGAUGUUGAUAGUAAUAGUAAUAAAUAUAAUAUGUCUACAACUGAAACAUCAAAGGAUAGUGAUGAGGGUAAGUCACAUUCAAGAGAUAGAAAAGAAAAUAUGAAUGAAAAUAUUAAUUUUAUUAAAGUCAAAUAUGCAUGUGCAUUUAUUUUAAUGUGUGUGAGUGUUGCUAUAGGAAAUUUUAUAGCAAAUAAAAAAGAUGAUGAAUCAGAUGAUACUGAUAUUGAAGGAAACAAUGAAAUACUUGAAUUUAGAAAGAGUUUCAAACCAGAAAAUAAGGAAGAAAUCAUUGAUAUAUCUUUUUCUGAUUAUAAUCAUUAA